UGAAAUGAAAGAAAGAAGAAUCAGUUGAACUAAUAUUACGUCAAUAACAGGACUGACUCAUGAUUAUAAUGAUUCAAAAUACCUUUUUCAAUUUUCAGUUUUUCUACUUUAAAAUUUGAUUUUUUUUUUCUAAAUUAAAAUAAUUUUUUUGCUUGUGUGAUAAUUUUUAUAUACUUGGUUAUGUAAACCAUAAAAAAGUAGAUACUUUUUAUUUACUAUUGUCCUUUUAUCUUUCGUUUAUUUUUUUAUAUAUAACACGUUCAUUAAAAACUGUUUCUUAAUGUGGGUCUUAAGGGCAUGAUUAACCCGGUCUUUUAUUCGGGAUUCUUAACUUAUGAUUUGACACUUUUCGGCUAAGAAACGGUUUUUAUAUAUCUUAUUUAAAAGACAGUUCUUAGUUUUUCUUAGUUAAAAUCUAAAAAAAGCUAAGACGAACCCCAACUUAGUUGGGUUAAUUAUGGUCUUAAUUAUUGGGUUUAGGACCCCACCUUAAUAACCUUGGGAUCAAAAGUUAGAAUCCAGAACGCGUAUGCUCCAAGUAACCCUAGGAGUAGGAAGCUAAAGCGAUUCGCAUCCCAGGGAGUAACUCCAAAGGAUAUACGCAAUAUGCAAAGAAUAUUCUUACAGCAACAAUCAAACUCAUAAAGGCUUUGGUUCCAUGUUCGAAUCAUAAUCUCAACUUCAAUAGUGUUUUUCUUCUCUUCAAGGCUUCAUCAGAUUCUCUUAUAGUUCGAUAUCAUCUUCGUAAGUAUCAAUGGGGAAGCAAUUUAAUAAGAAGAUCACUUGGGUGAUCAAGAAUUUCUCCUCUUUGAAAUCUGAGAAAUUUUGUUCUGAUCGUUUCGUCGCCGAUGGCUGCAAAUGGUAUCUUUCUGCAUAUCCCAAGGGAAGCAAUGAUCACUUGUCUCUGUUUCUGGAAGUCGACAAUUCUGGAUUAUUGCCUAUUGGAUGGAGAAGACACACAAAGUUUUCAUUUACCGUAUUAAAUCAACGUUCAAAAAAACUCUCCAGAAGUGAUUUUACAGAAUUACAACAGUGGUUUGAGCAGAUGACUCCCGGUUGGGGUCCACCAUCCAUGUUGCCCCUUAACGAGCUCCACGCCAAAGAUUCCGGAUUUCUUGUAAAUGGGGAUCUCAAAAUUGUUGUUGAGAUAGAUGUUCUUGAAGUUAUUGGCAAAUUAGACGUGACAGAGGAAACUUCAACAAUAAUAGAAACAAUGGAUGUUAAUGGGUUUCAGAUUCUUCCUUCACAUGCAGAAUAUGUCAGCCGUAUGUUUGAAAGACACUCGGAGCUUGCAUCUGAGUUCCGUCCAAAGAACCCAAAUCUAAGGACAGCUUACAUAAGUUUUCUACUCAGUGUGAUUGAGACUAUGUGCCAGUCACCGCAGGAGCUCUCCCAGGAUGAUCUGACUGAUGCUUAUGCUGCAAUGGGAUUCAUGAGUGAUGCUGGAUUUAAGUUGGAUUGGUUGGAGAAGAAGCUUGAUGAGGUGUCAGAGAAAAAGAAGAAUGAGAAAUCUUCUGAAGCUGGGCUACAAGAGAUGGAGGAAGAUUUGAGGGACUUGAAGCGGAAGUGUUCAGACAUGGAAGCUGUAGUGCAGAAAGAGAAGGUGAAGAUGUCGGCUGCAAAAGCUCCUCUCUCAUUUGAUGAUGUCGUUUAAUGUUGUUGAGAUCUUAAAGCACUUGGGAGUUUGGUUCUGGUUUGUUCCCGAGAGAACUCUUAAAAGAGACGCAUGAUUUGAAAUUUUCACAAUGGUUGCAAAUAUAGCUCUUUUUAAUUAUGUUGAUCAUAGAAUAUACAAUUUCUGUCAAAAAGUUUCAAUAUUUAUCAUAUCGCAUUCAUCAGGAUGACUUGCAUAUGAAAGUGAUGACGUGUGAACCAAGUUACAAAUAAGUUUUGGAAUAUUUCCUGUUAUGGGAAUGUUUGAGUUUUAGGAUUUUGCCUUGUUUCUUCUAUUCUUUUACUCAAUGCCUUCAUGAAGAAGAAAUGUGAUGCCAUUUUGUUCAUAUUCGCUCAUGCUAUUAAUAUUAAGGAUAGCUGUAAUAUCUUAAUUUUGUGUAUGUUGUUAAGAAGGUUAAUCAUCAAGUAUUAAACA
Molecule: messenger RNA, 2089 nt
Organism: Brassica napus (rape)
Lineage: Eukaryota; Viridiplantae; Streptophyta; Magnoliopsida; Brassicales; Brassicaceae
Product: protein RESTRICTED TEV MOVEMENT 3-like
Exons: 4
Coding region: 755-1654 (299 amino acids)
Molecular function (GO): protein binding
Source: RefSeq, a predicted model, not a curated record